Molecule: messenger RNA, 931 nt
Organism: Didymella exigua CBS 183.55
Lineage: Eukaryota; Fungi; Ascomycota; Dothideomycetes; Pleosporales; Didymellaceae
Exons: 1
Coding region: 360-839 (159 amino acids)
Source: RefSeq, a predicted model, not a curated record
CCAAAGGCGACAGGGUAUGUAGGAGAAAGAGCAGAGGCGUGUACAGCAGAAAUAAUAUACAGGCAAAGUGCAGAGUAGGAAAUGGUAAAUUCUUGAUCCGUGACGAUGAUUGGCGCGGCACUCAGCGGCGGCAGAGCUACUGGCGUUUCGUGACGAAAAACUAGGUAGGGGUAAGUGUUGCAGGGCGCGAGGCGCAAGAAGAGUAAGUGGUGAGCGGCGACUAGUGCUUGCUCAUAAGUGGAUGGGCACGGUGAGAUUGGGGAAGGUGGACCCCAGAGGACAGAAAUCUGGAAUUAUGCUGUGAUGAUUCCGAGCGGCGCUGGUAGGUAUCACGGCAGCCGUCAUGGGAUAAUAAGGCAAUGCGGGCGUCCAGGGCUGAUGCGGCCAGAGCAGUAGCGGCCGAGCAGAGUCAGGAAACGGCCGGCGAGCAUCUGGCGCGGGUCGGGAGAAGAGUGCGAGGAUCUCUAUGGAGGAAGCGUCCACACGACCACAGCAUGAACAGGCCGGCGCGAAGUCCAAAAGACCAAGGCGGGCACGGAUGGAUCCAGGAGGGCGGGCAACGGCUAGGACGCAGGGCUAGGCACGCGCAUGGCGGAGCUGCAGCGGCAAGAUCGGGCGGAUGGGGUGGUGCGUCAAUGUUACGCGUUGGUGAGGGCAGUGCGAGCGGUCAUGGUGAGGACAGGAGAGCGAAUAUUUGGGCAAUAAUGGCCGUGAGGUCAGAGGUGCGCGCUGGGAUGAAUCGGCGCGCCGGGGCCUUUCACGGCCCUCAGCAGCCAAGGCAGGAGCACGAACCGCGAGCGUGCAGGGAGCGGGAAUGCCGCGUGAGGUAUCGCUAUUAGUGGCCCAGCGACCGCGAGCAGGGACGCUGGGAGUGGCAGGCAGCAUCGUGAAUGUCUACCAGAUCGGCCCUUGACCACAUGCAGGGCCAUGC